Messenger RNA from Orbicella faveolata, 1343 nucleotides. RefSeq lists its product as uncharacterized. NCBI's taxonomy places the organism in Eukaryota, Metazoa, Cnidaria, Anthozoa, Scleractinia, Merulinidae. Gene Ontology annotation, molecular function: guanosine deaminase activity; zinc ion binding. The record is from RefSeq and is a predicted model, not a curated record. Gene Ontology annotation, biological process: purine nucleoside catabolic process.
AAUUUACCGGAUCUUCGUUGUCAUCCCAAGGCCCCGCCGGCUUAUAGACGCGAAAAGAGCUCUGGGGAUGAGAAUAUGGCAUACAGUUGACUUUACUGUGACUUUGUGUACAUAUUAUUGUGAAUCCUGACCGAGUUUUUCGUUACACCUGAGAGUGUCCGACAAUGUCCCCGUACACACCGAAUCAGGAAGAAAAGGAACGAUUUAUGAGUCGAGCAAUCGAACUCAUUAACGAAGGACCAUCCAAAGGACAUGGCGGACCGUACGGAGCAAUCAUUGUAAAAGAUGGCAAGAUAAUUGGAGAAGGCUACAACAGGGAAACCAUAGACUGUGAUCCAACUGGACAUGGAGAAGUGACUGCCAUCAGACAAGCUUGUAAGAGUAUUCAAUCCUGUGAUCUAAGUGGCUGUGAGAUCUACACCAGCUGCGAGCCUUGUUCUAUGUGUACAUCAGCUAUGUGGCUUUGUAGGUUAGACCGUGUCUACUAUGGUAACCGUCUCAAUGACACAAAGCAUAUUUUGGACUUGGCGCCUCUUUUUCAACAUGUUGCCACUCCUAUUGAUCAACGGUCUACUACAGUGGAGCAGAUCAAGGGCAAGGAGGCCUAUGACGUCAUUACAAAGUGGGCCAAUGAUCCAAACCUGAAUGAGUAUUUGAUAGCAAAGCUAAAAUCAGAAACCAAGAGUUAACUAAGUGUAGUUGAAAUCAGCAAGUCACGCAAGUCAAAAUUCCCCAUCACAGACAGUCUCGAUCUUAGCUGACCACCCCCAUAAAAUGCUUCAUUCUCUCGUCCCCCUUUCUCUCUUGUCAAAGCAAAUCAGUCAAUUGGUUUAAAAAGAUCCUAGAGUAAGAGUGGGCAUAAGCAAUAUUGGCAAAUGAACAAAUAAAUGGUUCUUAGCAAGCCUUAAUCAUAUCCACGCUGUCUUUUUGAUUUUUCAUAAAGCCAUUAUCAAUCUACAUGGAAGAGUCACGAGGGCUGAAUUGGCUGAUUUAGAUUAAUUAUGACAUAGUCACGAAGGGUAUUAGACUCGGGAACAACUAAAAAAUGGUUGCAGCUUAUGAACAAAAACUGUUUUUUUUUGUUUUUUUUUUUCACUUUUCUAAAAGAACUGCGUCGGUAAACGUGAGAAAUGAAGCAUUUGAUGGGGGAUGUCCUUUGCGUGGUCAGGUCAAACUGGUUGAGCCUUGUAAGAAAAUCUGCAUGAACAAAUAUGAAUAACAGAUGUUGUGAUUGACCAUUUAGAUAUCUCCAACAAAGAAGAUGUAGGGGUGGGGGGAGCAUGGUGGGAGCAUAUAGAUUUAAGUUACUAGUUUUGAGUGAAAUAAACUGACAGUUUAAUUUG